UUGUCACCUUGGGGACGUCAUCAUUGACAGGUAGUUGCACCGGUAGAGCUGGCAUUCACACCUCGUAAUGACUGUGUUACACACCAGUCAUGUAGUGCUAAGGCUGCUGGCGGGACUCUCCAAUACAUAGCUCAUCUUCACGGAACUUUAAGGGCGAGAUGUCUGUGUGAUACAAAAUCGAUACUUGAUUGACAGGACCUUGUGUUGUUUAUAGCAGUCUAUACUGUAAGGUCUGAUAUAACUAUUGGCAGUGUUGCAGUAUUUGUAAAAGAGUUAGGGUGUGUUUAGUAUGUAUCUUACGCACCUGUGCCCGUGUGAUUACCAACUAUUUCUAUCAUUGCCAGAUAAGAGAAAAGUGACAACGACAUUGAUGACAUACCACUGAACUACUAGAGUGUUAUUUAGGCCAUGGUCGAGGUGUGUCAACAAAUCCCUCACACCAGCAUGUCCAGCCUGAGUGAUGGGGUGAUGAAACACCCUAAUAACAAUGCAGAACUCUUCGAGUUCAACAUCGGACAGGCAUUGCACAUGCGCUGUGUCAACACCAAAAAGGCGUGUGGACAGUGUGAAUCAUGCCAGUUAAAUGCCAAACUAAAAGAGGCGAAAGAAUGGUUGGAAAAAUUUGGAGAUCAUUCAAAAAAACGUUUUAUGCUAGGUUUAAUGAGAAGGUUUCAAAGUGUAGAUUUGCUGCAGCAGAUGGUGACUUUGUUACAGCCCUUGUUGUGUAAAGAUUUCACGUAUGCCAGGAGUCGAACAGCUCCAAGCCUACAGACAGAUAGGGCAUCUCUCAGUUCAGAUCGUGCUGUUCCAACUAAAGAGGUCGAGGCUUUCAUCUUUACAACAUGGAAUUGGUUUCAGAAGGCCAACUAUUGGUCAAAAGCGAACUAUGCAAUGUCUUUGCUACAGCUUUGCGACAGCCAUCUGCUCCAUACGCUGGGGAUCCAAGCGCGAACCCUGUUGGUGUCUGAAGAGAGAGCAGCAUCCUUUGCAGCAGAGGACGAUAUCUUAGAGGCAGCGUCUAUAGCGAGUACUAAUUACACAUACCAGUCUGACGAGCGACCUGACCUUGACCUACUUAUCCGAGCUACACCUGAGUAUGGUAUUCCAAGACAUAACCCACUCACUGGUGAAGAACUCUUCUUGGAAGACGAAAUUGAAAAUGACGACAGCGACGACGAGAGUUUUACCUCCAUGGAUAUUCUGUCGGUUGAUCCAGCAUGCAUGGUGGUUCCGACAUCCGCGAAGGCAUCCUCCGGGGUAGCUAAGCAUAAAGACUUCAUCCGGGGUCUGCCUGUCCAUAUUGCUAAAUAUGUGCUGGGAUUUUUGGACAUUGCUUCGUUACACAAUGCACUGUGUGUAAGUAGCAUUUGGUGCUCUCUAGUGGAGGAGGUUCAUAAGGAGUUCCGAAUCAACCAGGAUCUAUCCGAAGAAGUCAUGCUCAUGCAGGGUGCUGCAGCACAAGGUGCCAACCCAGUGUACGCCAAAGAUGUAGACGUGAUCGUGCCAAACCUUCACCCGGGGACACGGGAGAUGAUUACCACUCAAGAUCAAGUCGUCAAAGCCAAGUACAAGAAUGAGGUCAACUUUGAAACGGCUUUGACAGGAAUAUCAUGUCGUAAGGUUAUCAUGGAGGAACGCAACGUCUAUUGUGGGUCAUAUAACGUCAUGGUGCUCAAAGAUGUAGAGGACUCGCAUCGUGUUGUACACACCUGUGGGGGCAAACUGAUUGCCAUCGGGUCAAAGGACCGCAAGGUGCGGUUUAUAGAGCGUGAGUCGGGGAAGGACCAGGGACCAGUCAUUACUGGACAUGCUGGAAGUGUCCGCUGUGUUUAUCUUUGUGAGGAGGAUGGCUAUGUCCUCAGUGGGAGUUACGACACUAGUAUCAGAAUGUGGAACAUGGAGACUGGGAAGUGUAUGCGAAUAUUCCGAGGCCAUCGUGACACGAUUCUUACGAUCCUGGUGUACCGCGAUUACCUGGUCUCUGGGGCCAAAGACAACUGUUGUAAAGUUUGGAACCUCAACACGGGAAAGUGUCAGCGGACGUUUAAACACCGUAAACCAGUGUGGGCGGUGGCCAUGAACGAAGAGCUGUGCAUCACUGGGUGUGAGGGAGGCAGGGUCAAGGUCUGGGACAUCAAGACAGGCGACCUUAUCAAGAUGUUGAAUGGUCAUCACGACCAGGUGACGUCCAUUAAGUUUGACAAAUGGCACAUCAUUACGGGGAGUAAGGAUGGCUACGCAUUAGUGUGGAGCGCCCAGGGACACCUCAAUCGCUGUCUCAACGCCCUUAGGCACCCAAAGGCUGUCCUUUGUGUAGAGUUUAUGUUCCUCCGUGUAAUCACGGGAUCAGCUGACGGACGACUUCGGAUCUGGAACAUGGUCACCGGACAGUGCUGCCGGAUCAUGCGUGGGAAUAGUCGCAGUGAUGCGAUACAGUCCAUUAUUGCCAUUGGUAACAGGAUUACUCUGAAUACCAGCGUCAAUCUCCUGGUGCUCAACUUUGAGAAAGUGGAGUGGGAUUACACACUAGAGAAUGACAAAGUGCCACCACUUGUACAGUAUAGUUCGUACGCUGAUACGCCUAUCCGAUCCCACCCUUACUCCUACAUUCGUGCCCAGAGGAUGGUACGAGCCGGUGCCACAAACACAAAAAUAGUCCUACAUAAUCGACCUGGGGAGAGACAGGAACGGAAGAUCGAAGGCGGACAGAUUCUCCCUCAAACAUCUUUCCAUGCCCCACAGUUCCCACAUAGUGCAAAGGCUCUGAGUUCUCGCAGUAUGGCAAGUGCUAGACAUAUUCAGAGUCAGGGGUUCAUCGAUGGAGGGUUUGAGAGUAUGCAUUUUACACCCGGUGUCGAGUCCCGCCUGGCUCUGUCUGAAGUCAAGACUGCUGUCUCAAGUCGAGGGAAGAGUCGUGCCUCUACUGCCCCCUCAAAGCCUCCACUGCCAAAGACACGACCUUUGACCCAUAAGUCUGGGGUAUCCCAACAUAGUGUGAUGAUUGCUGAGCCUAAUCAUGAUCAGUAUGAUGACGAUGAAGAUGAUAAAAAUGGGCCAUCACUUUCCAACCUCAAGCGGAGAGUUUCCUGGGCAUUUGAGAAGCCACUUGUCCCCAAGUCCAAAGAUAUUUCUCUUUCAGAGACGAAAUCAUUGCUGCGGUCACAGAUGCGCAUGAAGGCUGAGAGUGUUGUGCCACCAGAUUUUAUAUAUCUGACGGUCAAUGCCAUUCAGACUUCCAUGCGCUCGACAGAAACCAAUAGUAAUACACAGGUAAACUUUAAACUAAAGAAUAAUCUUGCUGAUAUGUUAAGAAAUAGGCCUAGUUCUUCUCCGCCGAAAAUUGACCCUCGUACAAGAGUCAGUCCUGGAGAAAUAGGGUUAGAGAGGUUUAUUGUUGACGACAAAGUGGACACAUUGUCGGAGUUCUCCGAUGUCAAAUCAACAAAAUCUACCAAAUCCAAUAAGGUAAAAGAAGAAGGCAUGCCAGACAGUCCAGAGAAGGAAAUCUAUGCUACACCAUGUGACAUCAAACCAACGAAAAUUAAAUUAAGACAAAGUUUGCAUUCAAAAAGGACAAAAAGCACAGUGCCAAUCGGUCGAGUCAUCAGACCAAUCUCUGCCUCAGCCAAGCGAAAGGAGGUAGAUCCUGAAUUGAAAGCGCGCAGUAUUCGCCCAGGAACUGCUCCAGCCCUGACAAAUCGCCCAGAUACGGGAGUGUCCGUCAGGUCAACUAUUGCGCCCUCACUGCCAGGCGUGUCUUUCCAGCAUAAGCCGCGAGGACAAUAUGGUUUAUCCAGUACAGCUAUGGAGGCCAAUUUUGUUCCCAUGCUUAUGUACCCUGCCGACAUGAAAGAAAAAUUGUCACAGUUGAUAAAAGAAAAACGGAGUCAUAACAAAAUUGAAGAUGUGCAAUCAGCCGGUGAUGGCACCGGUCAGAUCAUGGGAAAAGUGAGUGCUUACAAUAACCCCAUGCGGAGUCAUGUGAAAUUUGAUCUCCGAACAUAUGAACAGGAGAAGGACUACAUCAAUAGCAUAGAGAAAAUGUUCUCCGAGCAAAAACUGCGAGAGGAAGAAGAAUUAGAGAAAAGACAACGUUCAGCUUGGUUAGCUCGUGCUAAAGCCAGACCUGGUUCACAACCACCAUCCUCAAAAGUUCGGCCAGGGUCAAAUGUCAGCAGUACAAAGUCAAGGCCAACAUCUUUAAUUUCCAAUCAAGUGAAGAUUCGUCCACAGUCACAACCUCCCUGCUAAAUAUAAUAGUGGUCCUGUUGUAAAAUAUCUAGAGCUAGAUUUGCCCAGAUUUUUCAAAUAUGUCGCUCGCUAUCCUAAUUGUGAAGCAUUAUUUUAUCUGUGAUAUUUUUUUUGCUGAUACAUGUAGUAUGAUUAAUUUUUAUUUUCAAUACUGGUCUUUUUGUAUAUUCAUUUGCAGAUUGAAUGAUGAUCAGCUUUUUAAAAGAUUUAAAAGAUUUGAACAAGUAACCUGUGAUAUUUAUAGAUAUUUAGGGUUUUCCCUAUUGCCUCACGAAGUGACAUACACCCGCCUAAUAUGGUCUUUGAGAGAAAUUCAGUGAUUAUAUUUGCAUGAUCAUUUCAUAUGUUUAUGCAUGAUUCAUCGUUUUAUUCAUAUAUUUGAUCAAAUGUAAUUCAUUCGGCGUGUCUGCAUGGUGUGUGCUUCUGCUAGUGUGUUUCACAGGUGAAGAGUGAAAGAGUGCUAUUCUGAGUAUACUGGAUACUGGGUUAUAAUGAGUCGGUAUUAAUUGUGAAAAUUGAACGUGAUUUUCUUGUAAUAAUUAGGAAGGGGGGGGAGGGGGGUCAUUAGGGCAUUUAGCUGUGUAUGUGCACCGUGGUGAUGAGAGGAGACUAAAAUUUUACAGGUAAGAUGCUCUUAUACUGUUAACCUGUUACCCAAUGAAUCAAGUGGAGUUUACUUUUGAUUUUUGCAUACCUGGUAUAUCUUGUUAAUGAUUGAGAUAAUUAAUCCCGUUACAAGGGGUUCAAUAUUCUAUUUCUCCCAGCCUUUAAUCUGCAUGUGUGUGUGGUAAUGGUACAGUAUAUGGAACUGGUUCACAUGGUAAUAUCUGGUGCUGGGUACGAAGUCCCUACGGCUUGUGUUAACAGUCGCCCACACAUCACUCAUUCUCCAACAUCUGUUGAGUUCCAUCUUAGUUUUGUUUAUACUUCAUGAAUUCUCCCCUCCUGUAUUGUAAUUAGAAUAGUUUUUCAUUCCAAUUAAUUUCAUAAAAAAUAGUAAGAACUAACAGAAAUAUAUUCAAAGAAAUAAAUAUGCAUA
This is a messenger RNA of Mizuhopecten yessoensis (Yesso scallop), 5290 nucleotides long. RefSeq names its product CMT1A duplicated region transcript 1 protein-like. Lineage: Eukaryota; Metazoa; Mollusca; Bivalvia; Pectinida; Pectinidae. The transcript has 10 exons. Bases 409 to 4251 code for a protein of 1280 amino acids. The record is from RefSeq and is a predicted model, not a curated record. Gene Ontology annotation, molecular function: protein binding.